Messenger RNA from Arachis duranensis, 2277 nucleotides. RefSeq lists its product as uncharacterized. The transcript has a single exon. The coding region runs from base 383 to 1708 and encodes 441 amino acids. The record is from RefSeq and is a predicted model, not a curated record. Lineage: Eukaryota; Viridiplantae; Streptophyta; Magnoliopsida; Fabales; Fabaceae.
AGUAAGCUUGGGCUUCCCUUGUUAUGUUCUUCAGUUCUUACUUCUAGUUGUUCUCUUGUUACUGUGUUUUGAGCAUUCCCUUUUUAGUCUUUACUUCUUGGGAUGCUAUUUAUGAGUUGAAGCCCCUCGCUUUUUUGCCAUGUGAGUUUGUUGAUAGAGAAUAUUGGUUUAUCUGAGAUUAUAUUUUGGGAUAAUAGAUUGAGGGUUGCUUUUGCCUGAAGAUCUAGAGGGAUAAUAGAUUUGGAAUUGAAUAUACAUGUUUUUUUGUAUGAUUUGAUCUGCAUAUUAAUUGAAAGGAACUUCUAAAGAAUUGGGCAUGAAGUAGGAUUUGAGGUGUAAUGGGGUUAUUGGUGUGAUCUGAGGUUGUUGUUUGGGAGAAGAAAUGGAAGGAAAUUUGUCACAGGGAGGUUUGAUGCAAGGUGGGGCUUCUUUUGGUGGUUUUGAUUUGCCCGGUUCGAUUCGGGUUCAUCACCAGGGACAGCAUCCUCAUACCAUGCAUCAACAACAUCAAAAUCUUCCGCGGCAAGGGUCCUCGGUUCAUGAGGGUUUUCCACUUACAAUGGGGAACUUACAGGGCUGUGAUCAAACCAUUUCGCUGACAGACUUUGCUAAGGGAGAAAGAAGCAAAAACUCGGCAAGCGAGGAAGAUGAGCCGAGCUUUAAUGAAGAAGGUGGUGAUGGUCACCAUGAAGCUGGUAGAGGGAAAAAGGGAUCGCCUUGGCAGCGAGUGAAGUGGACUGAUAAGAUGGUAAGGCUUCUCAUAACAGCUGUUUCUUACAUAGGAGAGGAUGGAAGUUCGGACGGCGGUGGUGGAGGAAGAAGGAGAUUUGCCGUCCUACAGAAGAAAGGUAAGUGGAAGUCUGUUUCUAAGGUCAUGGCCGAAAGGGGUUAUCAUGUUUCUCCUCAGCAGUGUGAGGAUAAGUUUAAUGAUCUUAAUAAAAGGUAUAAGAAGCUUAAUGAUAUGCUUGGAAGGGGCACUUCUUGUCAGGUUGUUGAGAAUCCCACACUUUUGGAUGUAAUAGAUUAUCUUUCUGAGAAGGAAAAGGAUGAUGUUCGGAAAAUAUUAAGCUCGAAACACCUCUUCUAUGAAGAGAUGUGUUCUUACCAUAAUGGUAAUAGGCUGCAUUUACCCCAUGAUCCUGCGCUGCAGCGUUCACUGCAGUUAGCACUUCGAAAUAGGGAUGAUCAUGAUAAUGAUGAUUUGAGAAAGUCCCAUCAUGAUGAUCAUGACGAAGAUGAUCAAGAUGCCGAAUUCGAUGAUCAUGAUGACUUCGAAGAGAACUAUACUUCCCAUGGAGAUAGUAGAGGAGCAUACGGGUCUAUGAAGAAAUUGAAACAAGGACACUGCCAAGAAGAUUCUACUAGUUUUGGUAACUCUUUAAAUUGUCAGCACUACAGCAAAAGUUCUUAUCCCCAUGGACAGAUGGUCCAAUCCGAUGUGAAUCAAGGUUUACCCGAAAGCGUGCGAACAGCUUGGUUUCAAAAGCAAUGGUUUGAAUCUCGCUCGCUUCAGCUUGAGGAACAAAAGCUACAGAUACAGGUUGAGAUGUUGGAACUAGAGAAACAGAGAUUAAAGUGGCAGAGGUUUAGUAAGAAGAAGGACCGGGAGUUGGAGAAACUGAGUCUGGAAAAUGAAAGGAUGAAGCUUGAGAACGAACGCAUCGCUUUAGAACUGAAACGGAAGGAAAUCGGCGCUGGCUUUAACUAGGUCCACAGUCUUGCAACUUUUAUGGCAAUUGCAUUAUCUGUCUGUAUGGUGCUCCUCUUUUUUCCCCUCUUUCUUUCUUUUUUUUCCAUUACUGUCUUUCAGUAAGUUGUGGUUUAUUUGGUUGAAAGUAAUAGGGGUACUUUGGAAAAUCAUUAAUUGUCCUUCCUGCCUGUAGUGUUUAAAAUUGUUAAUUUGGAAACUUAGGUGGGCGUUGCACAAUGAUUAGGCUUUGCUAAGGUUUUGGUCCCUGUAUUUAAAUACUGGGUGAUUAGGGUAUGCUGAGAUUUUUUGUUCCCUGUAUUUAAAUACUAGGUGGCUGAAAUACCUGAAAUAUUUUAUGAUGUAAUAUCUAAGUUUUUUACUUUUUUUUCAAAUAUUAGAUAUUGUCUGUACUGACUUUUGUGUAACGGCUUUGUAUAUUAUUCAUCCUUUUUUCCCCAUAAAGAAACUUGAAACUAUUUCUGCUCUCCCUAUUGGGAAACUCUUUCUUGUUCAUUUAUGUGCUGCCCAAGAAUGUAAGAAUGUUUCUGUUUUGGAAAAAAGGAAUAAAAUGAGAGUAUUAAUUAUAA